Molecule: messenger RNA, 1272 nt
Organism: Rattus norvegicus (Norway rat)
Lineage: Eukaryota; Metazoa; Chordata; Mammalia; Rodentia; Muridae
Source: RefSeq, a predicted model, not a curated record
UGACACCAGGGCUCCUGUGUCCUCGAAAUAUCAAGCGAGCAGGGUCCUCUCCUGAGUGUGUGGCACAGGUUCAUUUCUGGUGACGCAGUGCCAGGGCCUGAGUCAGCCCUAAACUGCUUAGUCCUCUGAGGGAUGAUGGGAACACAGGGCACAGCUUUGUGCCAUCAUCAAGGUCAACUCCCACCCACCAACCUCAGGCCACCCCGCCCAUGGAAAGUCAGAAACUCAGCUGGAGGAGCAUAGGUGGAGUUGUGCAGGAGAGAGACGCUCUGCGCUCCUCACUGCAUACCCGACAGGACAGGGCACCACACCAUUGUCAGCCUCCAUGAACCUCCCUGCUCUGGUACCUGUUCCCAAGACUCUUACUUAAUUCCUUUUCUCUGCCAUUGCAAUCCCAACAUUUAGGGGUUAGGGCUCAAACCUUCGCACAAGAAGACAUGCCAUACAAGGGGAAGAAGGCUACAAGCAAAACUGCGAAGCGCCCGAGGGAGUCUUCGGAUUCUCAAUCUGAUGAUGAUGUUGUCCAUCACAAUUUUCCCCCCAGACCAGGAUUCAGCUUAUUCCUUGUAUCCUCCCCCCUUGUUUUUGUUUCACUGAAGCAGAAAAGCAUGUGAUUGAGAUCAGUGAUGAGGACAGUUCUUCAUCAGACCAAGACGAUCAGCAGGCAAGGGGGUCUGCUCUGAAGAUGACACGAGAACUUCACGGUGACCCUAAAAAGUCUCACCUUGCAAAGAGAAAACAGUAUUGCCAAGAUGUAAAAACUUCUAUCGACACCCUGAAUGAAAAGCUUGUGCGUAUUUUUAAAACACAACAAAGGGAAAGGAAGAUGCUUCGUUCCAAAUAUUCUAAGAUGUUUGAGCCUUUGUUCCAACAAUGGGAAAAGGAUGUGAUGAAAGUCGGACAAGAAGAAGACAGUUUUGUUAAUUCAUCCAACCAACGUGCAGGGACUAUGUACAAUGCUAUGAUGGCGCAGAGAGCGACCAUUGAUGAAGCAAAAACUGUAUCUGAUCAGUUUCUAAAGAAUGUCCAAGUCCUUGAGGAUGAGCAAAAAGUUCUUGAUGCUAUUGAGCAAAACAAAUUGGAAAAUGAAAUGCAAAGCCUGAAGAAGAAACUUGCGACAGAAAAUCAACAACAGGACUUGGCAGCUAUCGAAUCAUGUCUUCAUUCUUUGUUCUCCGAGGAUAAUGAAGAAGAUUAGCUGUGAUCAUGUCAUGUGACAUGCACAAAACAUGCCUUACACUACCAAAAAUUAUAAUAUAAAUUGGCCCAUCA